Elaeis guineensis (African oil palm) is the source of this 856-nucleotide messenger RNA. RefSeq lists its product as uncharacterized. Lineage: Eukaryota; Viridiplantae; Streptophyta; Magnoliopsida; Arecales; Arecaceae. The record is from RefSeq and is a predicted model, not a curated record.
CUCUCUCUCUCUCUCUCUCAUCUGCAAGCAAUCUCUCUCUCUUCCAGUCCCAAAUCUCUAAUGGGGAACCCACAAUCCUACCCACCCGCUGAUGCUUCGGGCACCAGCUAUCACUCACACAAGGUCUUCCUCCUCUGCAACUACAUCCUCCUCGGUGCUGCCUCCAGCUGCAUCUUCCUCACCCUCUCCCUCCGCCUCAUCCCCUCACCUUGCGGCCUCCUCCUCAUCUUCCUCCAUGCCCUCACCAUAAUCGGGGCCGCCACCGGCUGCGCCGCCUCGCCAGGUUCCACCAAGUGGCACGCCACCCACAUGGUGGCCACCGUGCUCACAGCCAUCUUCCAAGGUUCCGUGGCCCUGCUUGUGUUCACCAGGACGUCGGACUUCCUCGGGGAGCUGCGCUCCUAUGUGAGGGAGGAGGAUGGGGAGGUGAUACUGAAGAUGGUGGGUGGUCUCGGGGUGGUGAUCUUUUGCUUGGAAUGGGCGGUCCUGGCCCUGGCUUUUGUGCUGAGGUACUAUGCCUAUAUGGAAGGGGACUCGGGGAGCAAUGCUGCCAUGAGGAGUGCCAAGGUGCAGCAUGAUGAGGAGAUGAAGGAUUGGCCAUGGCCCUUCCAAGUCUAACUCACUGAACAAGGGGGAAGAAGAUGCUCCUUCUGGUGUUGCAGAGAAGAAUUAGAGUCUUUGGGUUGAUGGGUUAUAUAUUAAUGUACAUUGGGGAAUGAGUCUUCACAUCAUAUAUCUUCUCAAAUUAAUUCGUUUAUUCAUAUUUCUAUUGGCUGCUACAUAAGCAUUGCUUCUUGAGUGUAGUGAAGUUUGUUCGAUUUUUAUAUGUGAUUGGGGUACAGAUGAUUUUUUGUUC